Molecule: messenger RNA, 768 nt
Organism: Oncorhynchus tshawytscha (Chinook salmon)
Lineage: Eukaryota; Metazoa; Chordata; Actinopteri; Salmoniformes; Salmonidae
Gene: atp5mc3a
Product: ATP synthase membrane subunit c locus 3a
Exons: 5
Coding region: 158-577 (139 amino acids)
Biological process (GO): proton motive force-driven ATP synthesis; proton transmembrane transport
Molecular function (GO): proton transmembrane transporter activity
Source: RefSeq, a predicted model, not a curated record
UGUGGUUCGACCUUCUACAGUCGGUAAGAGGGAUAUGUUAGACAUUGUCCGUUGUAAAUCCUUUUUCAUCCUUCUUUAAAACAACACCUAGCACAACACAAAAAGACCCGGCUUCAAUCAAAUUUGACCGACCAGGUUAAAACAGACUAAAUUGAUCAUGUACGCCUGUGCAAAGUUCGUCUCCACGCCGGCUUUGGUCCGUGCUGGCUCCCGGGCUCUUUACAGACCCCUGUCUGCCUCUAUGCUGUCCAGGCCUGAGGUCAAUACAGAGAGAAACGUAGCCCUCAUGCCACAGAGCCCCUUCACCCAAGUAGCUCUCAGAGGCUUCCAGACCAGUGCUGUGAGCAGGGACAUUGAUACCGCUGCCAAAUUCAUUGGUGCUGGAGCCGCCACAGUCGGAGUGGCUGGAUCUGGUGCUGGAAUUGGAACAGUGUUCGGCAGUCUCAUCAUUGGAUAUGCCAGGAACCCAUCAUUGAAGCAGCAGCUCUUCUCCUACGCUAUCCUGGGAUUCGCCCUGUCUGAAGCUAUGGGCCUAUUCUGUUUGAUGGUUGCUUUCUUAAUCUUGUUUGCUAUGUAAAAAAAAAUCUGCCUAUAGAAACUGUAUUACAGAUGUGACUACAUAUUUUAUUGUGGCUACCAAAAUUGUUCUGUGUUGGUGUCAUGGAAAUGUACAUUUUCAAGUCUGUCUGACACUCUCAAAAUAACAAACAUGUAUUGUAAAAAAUGUAAGAAAUUACAUAAUUAAAAUGCAUGUAUUUGACUAGUUGA